AACAGACGCCCCCGCCGCAGCCAAUCGGAGAGAGCCCUAACUUUGCCCACGUACUCCGCGUUUGGUCCACGUGCUUCGUCAGUCAUCACGAAAACCGUCGUCUUUGUCGGAAGUCGCUCCCUCCGGUCUCGGCUCGCGUGCACGUCAGGGUCGUCUGUGUUUUAUUCUACACGUUUUUGGGGACAUUUAACUCAUCAGGGUAAACCAUGCCAUCAGUUCCCUCAUCCAAAGAGACCACGGUCAAGGCCUCCGUGUGCCCUCACGCUGCCAAGCUGCUCAACCACACCAAUGGAGAAGCUAAACUCCGGGAGGGUUCGUUCCCACAGAACGGGGUUGAAAAGCUGCCCGCCGUGGACACUGAAGAUGCGAACAGAACCAUUCAGAUCAACACAAAGAACGCUACUGCUGACAGGAAAUGGAUCCGGCCUGACCUUCCCAGCCGCUGCACGUGGAGCCUGGGAGCCUCGAAAGCCGACUCCCCUCAUGCACAAGUUCCAAGAAGCGUUGCUCCAACCAUUCUUCCAAACAUCCUGCACAGGAUCGGUGACACUCCCUUGGUGCGCAUCAACAAGAUCCCUAAAGUGUUUGGACUUAAAUGUGAAAUACUGGCCAAGUGUGAGUUCUUCAAUGCUGGCGGCAGUGUGAAGGACAGGAUCAGCCUGCGCAUGGUGGAGGACGCUGAGAGAGCUGGGAUCCUCAAGCCUGGAGACACGAUUAUAGAGCCCACCUCUGGAAACACUGGUAUUGGAUUGGCCCUGGCUGCAGCUGUGAAAGGCUACCGCUGCAUCAUAGUCAUGCCUGAGAAAAUGAGCAUGGAGAAGCCUUUUGUUCAUGAUGGAAAUGGAGAGUCCUGUCCAAUUCCUGUGCAAACAUUCCUGCCACAAAAGAUCCACACUGACACUCCUAUGCAGGCAAAAAAAGCAGGGUUUGAAGUGGAUGUCUUGAGAGCUCUUGGAGCCGAGAUUGUCCGUACACCCACCAGUGCUCGCUUCGAUUCGCCAGAGUCUCAUGUGGGCGUAGCCUGGCGCCUUAAAAACGAGAUCCCCAACUCUCACAUCCUGGACCAGUACCGUAACCCGAGCAAUCCUCUGGCUCACUACGACACCACAGCUGAGGAGAUCCUGGAGCAGUGUGAUGGUAAACUGGACAUGCUGGUGGCAGGAGCAGGCACAGGGGGCACAAUCACAGGCAUCGCCCGCAAACUGAAGGAAAGAUGCCCCAACAUCAAAAUUGUUGGUGUUGACCCAGAAGGCUCUAUCCUGGCUGAGCCUGAGGAGCUUAACAAGACUGAUAAGACCCAGUACGAGGUGGAGGGUAUCGGGUACGACUUCAUCCCCACCGUGCUCGACAGAUCGGUGGUUGAUACCUGGUACAAGUCAGACGAUGAAGAGUCCUUCAACAUGUCUCGCAUGCUGAUCAGAGAGGAGGGCCUGCUGUGCGGCGGCAGCUCUGGGACAGCCAUGGCAGCAGCAGUAAAUGUUGCCAAAGAGCUAAAGGAGGGCCAGCGCUGUGUGGUCAUCCUGCCAGACUCCAUCCGCAACUACAUGUCCAAAUUCCUGAAUGACAAGUGGAUGGUCCAGAAGGGCUUCCUGAGGGAGGAGGACCUCAUGGUGAAAAAACCAUGGUGGUGGAACCUGAAGCUGCAGUGUUUAAACCUGUCAGCCCCCCUCACUGUCCUGCCUACCGUCACUUGUCAGAAGACCAUUAAAAUCCUCAAGGAGAAUGGCUUCGACCAGGCGCCCGUGGUGGAUGAGGCUGGGUUAAUCCUGGGCAUGGUGACUUUAGGGAACAUGUUGGCCUCUAUUCUGGCAGGGAAGAUCAAGCUGUCAGACCCGGUCAGCAAAGUGCUCUACAAGCAGUUCAAACAGAUCCGUCUGACUGAUAAUUUGGGAAAGCUAUCCCGCAUUCUGGAGAUUGACCACUUUGCCCUGGUGGUACAUGAACAGAUCCAAUACUUGACGGACGGCUCUCCGAGUCUGAAGCAGAUGGUUUUCGGGGUGGUGACAGCUGUGGACCUGCUCAACUUCGUCACAGGCCGGGAAAGGAGAGAGCGAUCCAUGUCAGAGUCCACCGACGAGCUGAACUAAAACUUGUACAUUUCUUUACACUAACAUAACAAAGUUUAGUAGACACGUCUCAAAGAAUAAUAAUAAGUUUUUGAUUAAGGGUAGCUCCUUUUUUCCACCAAAAAAAAAUUUGUUUGAAUUUGAGUCUUGAGGUAUAAUAAGCAAAUUAUUUUCUGCCCCUCAAAUUGUGAUAGGGUUCCUUAUUAUUUGAAGCAGUUGAUUAUUACUUAUUAUAUUUGCUUAUACUGCUCAAAGCAAAUCUUUUGUAAGUUUAUAACUUGUAGAAAGUGUUUUGUUUUGUAUCAGAGUCUUGAAGAGGCCUCUGUUGCUGUUUUUAGUUGUCUAAAAAGUACAUGAUUGUUUGACUGUGGCCUUGUUAUCAAACAUCAGAAAUAAGACAGAAUAGUAUACACACCACAUUCAUCUCAUUUAUAAAGAUUAGACAAGUAGAGGGUUGCUGUAUAUAAGCAUAUUAUUUUUUCCAGUGCUGCUCAUUAUGUGCUGCUUUUUCUCUGUAUAAUCACAUUUCUUAAAACAAUUGUGGUGUUCUUUCCCUCUGCUCUUUCAACAAGGUGCCUGUGAUGUAACUGUAAAGUUGUCUUGAUUAUUUAAUCUUAGCUGUGUCUGAGAGAAAUGUUUUGUAUUAAAUCAUUUUUCCUUAAUGAACAUGUAUGAUUAAAUAAAGUUUAGGAAGUCUGUAA
This is a messenger RNA of Siniperca chuatsi (mandarin fish), 2767 nucleotides long. It is a transcript of the gene cbsa, whose product is annotated as cystathionine beta-synthase a. Gene Ontology annotation, molecular function: cysteine synthase activity; cystathionine beta-synthase activity. The transcript has 16 exons. The record is from RefSeq and is a predicted model, not a curated record. Gene Ontology annotation, cellular component: cytoplasm. The coding region runs from base 207 to 2087 and encodes 626 amino acids. NCBI's taxonomy places the organism in Eukaryota, Metazoa, Chordata, Actinopteri, Centrarchiformes, Sinipercidae.